AUGCUCAACAACCUCACACGUCGAUCCUCAGAAAUUCUGCGGGUAUUUUGGCAUGGUGCUUUGGUCAUCAGCAUUUUAUUGAACAUUCUCACCAUGUUGCGCUUGCAACCCCCGUCGGUUGAUGAUGGGCAGUAUACUUAUAUUGGCGAGGAUCAUCCAACAGAAUUACCCCUCCGCUUGGACACUGUUGCAUUAACAUUCAACAGUUCGGAACAUUAUGGUACAUCAGACAUCAUGGCCUGGUCAGACUGGAAAUCGCUCGAUCAUUUUCCACGAGGCCAGGGUUUUGUACGGCUGGGACCAAAUGGACGGCUAUUUGGGGUAUCCAUGUUUCACCAAAUUCACUGCCUGCAAAUGAUCCGGCUAGCCCUCAUCAAUGGGCCCAACGGUCACAGUGGUCAUUGCCUCAAUAUAUUGCGACAAGCAAUUCUUUGCAAUUCUGAUAUCACUCUCGAUCCACUUUUUACCGACCCUGAUGGAUCGAUGACAGCCACAGAUGGUUUGGGAGUGACGCAUUUUUGUCGGGACUGGUCGCAGGUUUAUGCCUAUGUCAUAGAAAAUCAGAAAGGUCCCAUGUGGGAAGAGUAG
This is a messenger RNA of Suillus subaureus, 588 nucleotides long. RefSeq lists its product as uncharacterized. Bases 1 to 588 code for a protein of 195 amino acids. Gene Ontology annotation, biological process: mycotoxin biosynthetic process. The transcript has 3 exons. NCBI's taxonomy places the organism in Eukaryota, Fungi, Basidiomycota, Agaricomycetes, Boletales, Suillaceae. The record is from RefSeq and is a predicted model, not a curated record.